Messenger RNA from Cokeromyces recurvatus, 1067 nucleotides. RefSeq names its product transaldolase. Gene Ontology annotation, biological process: pentose-phosphate shunt; pentose-phosphate shunt, non-oxidative branch; carbohydrate metabolic process. NCBI's taxonomy places the organism in Eukaryota, Fungi, Mucoromycota, Mucoromycetes, Mucorales, Mucoraceae. The transcript is spliced from 3 exons. The record is from RefSeq and is a predicted model, not a curated record. Gene Ontology annotation, molecular function: transaldolase activity. The coding region runs from base 16 to 984 and encodes 322 amino acids. Gene Ontology annotation, cellular component: intracellular anatomical structure; cytoplasm.
CUUUACUUAAGAACUAUGACUUCUGUUCUUGACCAAAUAAAGCAGUUUACAACAAUCGUCGCCGACACUGGUGAUUUUGAAACUAUUGCAGAAUAUAGGCCUCAGGAUGCUACUACUAAUCCCUCAUUAAUUUUGGCAGCUUCUCAAAAGAGUGAAUAUUCCAAGCUCAUUGAUGAAGCUCUUGAAUUUGCCACAAAGAAGGGCGGUGAUUUGCAGGAACAAGCAGAAUGGGCAUUCGAUAAACUUUUAAUUAAUUUUGGUAGAGAAAUUUUAAAAAUUGUUCCGGGCCGUGUCUCAACAGAGGUAGAUGCUCGUCUCUCAUUUGACAAGGAAGGAACGAUUGCAAGGGCAAAGCGUUUAAUAAAGCUUUAUAAGGAUGAAGGUAUUGACAAAGAACGGGUAUUGAUUAAGAUUGCCUCUACCUUUGAGGGAAUUCAUGCUGCUUAUGAACUUGAAACACAACAUAACAUUCAUUGUAACUUGACAUUAUUAUUCAGUUUCACCCAGGCUGUUGCUUGUGCAGAGGCAGGUGUUACCUUAAUUUCGCCAUUUGUGGGUCGUAUCUUAGAUUGGUACAAGAAUCAUACGAAUGAAGAAUACUCUGUUCCAGAGAAUGAUCCUGGUGUCAUCUCAGUUACAAACAUUUAUAAUUACUAUAAACAAUAUGGAUAUAAAACUAUCGUUAUGGGUGCUUCCUUUCGUAAUACAGGAGAAAUUGAAGAGUUAGCCGGCUGUGACUUCCUUACGAUCUCUCCCAACUUACUGGCUGAACUUCAUAAAGAUAAAAAUAAGAAAAUAGAACGUAAAUUAAGUCCCGAAAAAGUCAAGAAAAUGGAAAAGGUAUCUUAUUUUAAUAAUGAAAAGGCUUUUCGAUGGAGUCUUAACGAAGAUGCUAUGGCUACUGAAAAACUUGCUGAGGGGAUUCGUAACUUUGCCAAGGAUGGUAUAAGACUGGAAGAAAUGUUAAAAUCAAGAUUGCAAUAAAAUAAUAAAUAUACGAUUUUUCUUUGCUCAACGCACACACACACACUCACACAAAAAAAAAAAAAAGGUAUAAUUAAUAAAAG